Messenger RNA from Daphnia magna, 539 nucleotides. RefSeq lists its product as uncharacterized. NCBI's taxonomy places the organism in Eukaryota, Metazoa, Arthropoda, Branchiopoda, Diplostraca, Daphniidae. Bases 107 to 403 code for a protein of 98 amino acids. The record is from RefSeq and is a predicted model, not a curated record. The transcript has 2 exons.
CCCAGAAUUGUGUACCACAGGUAGGUAUACCUAUCCUCUUACAGACGCGUACAUAUAAAAGGGUCGUUCUAACAACGUUUUCAUCAUUCGAAAGCGAACUGUUAAGAUGAAUCCUAAGCUCAUCGUCUGUUUGUUUCUUGCUGUUACGUUCGUAUCGACAGGAAGUGCAGUAGAGUUUGGAUAUGAAGUCACGUGCGUGGAAACUGAAUUUCCGGAUGGAUCAAUCAAAUCAAGAUGGUCCAUUUCUGGCCAGAAAAUUCAACUUCCCGAGUCUUGGAGAAACAUAGGAUCGGCUUUGAGUACGGUGCCCAGCAGCAGCGGAGGAUUCGCAACUCAAUACGUUUGGUAUCAACUCGAUCAGUCACCUCCCGCUCGUCGUGCUGGAGGAGGACGAAUCUGUUGAUUUGUUUUAAUUUCUAAAUUGAUGUGUUAUCGUCUAAAAGAAACCCCAAUUUUAACAGACUUUUCAUUCGCAUUUGUUUACAAUUAUUUUGUGUUUGGGCUUUUGAAUAUAGGCAAUCUAGUUGGUCGAAUAGAAA